Molecule: messenger RNA, 3413 nt
Organism: Chelonus insularis
Lineage: Eukaryota; Metazoa; Arthropoda; Insecta; Hymenoptera; Braconidae
Exons: 3
Coding region: 1541-3046 (501 amino acids)
Source: RefSeq, a predicted model, not a curated record
UUUCAUUAUUUUUUAUUAACUUGAUAAAGUACAUUUUAAUAAAUGGUGUUAAUUUUCAAGAGAUUUUAGCAGUGAAUAAUUGAAUAGUUUUAAAAAUAAAAUUAAAAGCUAAGUCAUGUUAUAAUUUUUUUGCAUUUCUUUUUGUGUGAAAUGAGUCGACAAUUUUUCAAGUUUGAAAUUAAUUUUUGUUCGUAUAGACGAAGUGUAAAAUCGCGUGAUUAACGAUUUGAGGGUGACUUCUAUUGAAAUGAAAAGCCUAAGAAUCGUUCGAGUAGAUCACGAGGUAACCAUUUACGUCCCUAGAGAAACGAACAAGUUUCUUGGCUUGAGAGAAAUUUCAAUAAUUACGCGGUCUGAAGUUUCCGGCGAGCCAUGAACUUCGACCUCACUACUCGACAGCUACACAGAGAUUCUCUUUCUCACUUACUCCCCCGAGACCAGUCCUAGUGUGUUGUAUAUAUAAAUUAUUGUAAAGUUUUCUUAUGGCUGUGGAAAAUUUGAAGGAAAUGAGAAAUCAAUAGUUAUUAAAAAAAUCUUAUGCCCUAUCUUCAAUCAUUAAUUUAGAAAAUUUAUAUUAAUUUUACUAUGAAGGAAAUUUUGAUGAACUUUAUCAAAACUAUUUACUCUAUCUCUUUUUUCAUUUAAUAUGAAUAAAUUAUUUGAUAUUUAUAAAUUAAAUACUUUAGUUGCGAAAUAAAGUUUCAAUUAUUAAUCAAUUUAUUUUUCAAUAACAAAGAAAAAUGAAGUAUAGAGGUAUUCAGGAAUGUAAUAAAAAUUCAAUUGUGUACAAAACUCAGUAAACAUGAGAGUUGACGAUAACACAUAAAAUGAAGGAAAAGAUGGAAAAAGAGAUUUAACAAGAAUAAAGUACUUUAACCUGAAAAUUUGUAUGUAAUAAAUUAGUAAAAAUGUCGUAGAAUAAUUUUAAAAUUCCACGGAAGGCGUGAGUUCACGAUAAAACAAACUCUCGAUGGAAAUACGAGUUACGUAAUUCGAGAGUGUGCUCUCGCGAUUCAAGUAUGAAGAGUUUUGCGUGUUGAGAAGUUGGAGGUUGCAUUUCAGAGUCUCCAAGCAAGUCUCCGAAUACAAAUUAGUAUAACUUUCUUUUCAUCGUGGAGGAAAAAGUAGAUGAGGAUCAUUAAUAACAAGAGAUCUAUGAUGCGCCUGAACUUUGAAAUAGUUACCAAACCACUCAACCAACACAGUCUUUUACAAUCUACCAAAAAAUGAUUACAAGAAUAUCAAAAAAUAUGUAGAUAUAAAAUAAGGAAACUUACAAUUUAUAACAUUUAAAUAAAAACAACGUUGACAUUUAGACAAAUGGAUCCAACGUACGUAUUUCUGAGGAAAAAAAAAUGCGAACUUUCUAGUCUUAAAUUUGAUGAUCGAACAAAUAACCAGAAUAAUUGAAAUAAUCAAAAAUAAAAGAUUUUUAAAUGUUUAAAAAAAUGUAGAGAUAUAUCUUAGAUGCAUGUAAAAUAAUUCAAGAGUUUCUCUCUAUCUUGAAAAAGUUCUGAGAGGAAAAGAAAGAUAAAGUAAAAUGGGAGCAGCGAGACUUUUUCUUGGCAGUGCAAUUCUUGGUCUCUUCUGGGGUGGAAUACCACGAACAAUUGCCUCAGACACCCUCGAUGGAAUCUGCGAAUCAUCCCCUUGUGUUUGUGAUCAUCAUGGGAGACUCACUUGUGAUUGCGAGGACAAAUCUGAGGAGCUGAUCCUAAAAGCGGAGGGUGAACACCGAUUGAGUCCACAUACCAGCCGGAUAACGAUUAAAAACUGCCCAUCAGCAAUACUGAUGAAUUCCAGCCUAUCAUCAAUGAGUGGUCUAAGGUCUAUUGAGUUUAUCAACAUCUCCAACCUAACUCUCUUCACUCAAUCCUUUGAAUUAUCAUCGAAAACAUCGAAAGCAAUUAUUUCAAUUCACUCAGCCAAUAUCGACGUUCUUCCAAGUUUCGUUUUCAAGGGUGAUAUUGAUUCCAUCAGUUUCGAAAAUGUUCACAUUGGAUUAGUGAGUGCUUUUGCCUUUGCCAACUUAGCAGGCACUGAUACAUUAAGAUUAGAAGACUGUCAAGUUGAUUUAAUAGAAGAGCAAGCAUUUAAAAAAUUCGACGUCAACUAUCUCCACAUCAUUCGUGGUAAUUUUGGUAAUCAAGUACCAAGUCGAACAAUGAACGACCUUGAAGUAUUUACUACCUUUCUAUUAGAUGGAGUGACAAUGGGAAAUGUACGUUCAUCAGCAUUUGUCAUUAAAAAACCUAAAACUGUUUCAAUACAAAACUGCCUCAUUGAUUCACUAGAAGAAGAAGCUUUUGAAAUUAGCACUCGUGGUGCCGUUCUGAUAAAAAAUAAUCGAUUUAAUAAUUUAGCAGCUGGAGCUUUUUUGGGAAUAAAAGCCGAUACUGAUGAUCGUCUUCCACCUCUUGGAUCUACACUUCCAGAAAUCAGUUUUACCAACAAUACUCUUGACAAUUUUGAAGAAGGUUCAGUUAUGUUUGAUCGUAGUAGCUUCCGACCAGUUAUAGACAAUAUUUUCAUCAAUAAAACAUGCGACUGUGAUCAUAUGUCAGCAUGGAAAAAUAACAUUCUAAACUAUAGCAAUGUUUAUACGAAAUUUUACACUGGAAAUACAUUACUUCAAACAAAUUCCCUCGAGCCAAUUGAAGAGGGAACAUUUUUGUGUUCAGAUGAAACAAGAAAUAUCAUCACAUUCCGAGAAUUUAAACAACAAAGCUGUACUUUAGGGAAUUCAACAAUGUUAUUUCUACUACUUCUAAUUGGACUGCUCUUACUACUGAUCAUUGCAAUCGUUUUGAUCGUUUGGUGCUGCCGAAAACAUCGAGGACAUGGACAAAAGCGUUGGAUGAGUGUUCCUACAACCGCACCAGAUGUUGUAUCAAAAAAAAACGGAGUUAUUGGACGUGAUGGAUCCACUUCAAAUGCUCCAGUAGAUUCAAGGAUAACCAUGGUUGUUCCUGACGGACGACUUUAUCGUGAGACUGAAUUUCAUGUUAUUGUUGAAAAAGCAGAACCACUCACUACAGAAUUGUAACGAGAGCCUUCCCGCGCUUCAAGCUCCAGGCCGAGGAAUUAUCGACCACCAGAAUUUGGAUCUGAAGAGCGCGAGUGUCGUGUUUACAAAUUGUGAAGUGAUUAAACAUUAAAAGAUAAAAAUAAGAAAAAAAUUAACUCAAGCAGUGGUGAUGAUAAUUGUGAUGGAAAUUGUGGAAUAAAAGACUGGGUGAGACAUUAAAACACUGUGAGAGAAGUGAAACAAAGUGGGGACAUGACCCACUGAUAGCUUUAAGACUGUCAUAAACAAUGAAAUACUUAAGUGAUUACCCUUUAGUACAAGAUUCUUAAGCCUCUACAUAUCAGAGAGGUUGUCGAUUUCAAUAAAAGCUUUGUUCAUACUGUAA